AUGAAACUUGCAUUGUUCGCACUGCUGGCGACCGGCUGCCUGAUAGCCGUGGCCAGAUCAGAAGAGGAAUACGACUAUGAAGAGGAAGCUGCGGCGCCGGUGACCCCAGUUGCACCUGCCAGACCGACCCCGGGUCGUCUGGGAGGGUUACUGUCUUCGAGAGGGCGAGUCCCAGCCGGUCGAAAAGGACCUGCGACCACGCAAUCGACCACGGCGAAGCCGGUCGAGCAGCCGGUGGAAGUGGAGGAGGAGGGCGAAGAAGAACUGGAUGAGAAUGCGGAACAACAGGAGGAGGUGCAAACCACUACCACGGAAUCGUCAAAGAUCGUUCGCGGUGGAAUCAGACCCUUCAGAUCGAAUCAGGAUCUACUGGCGGCAUUGAAGAGAAGGAGGGCUCAGGUGCCCAGCCAUCGAGACACGACCAGCCCGUCAUCGCCUGGUGAAUCGACCACACCGAAAGCCAAAGCUAGCACGAGUAAUCGCGCGAAGAGCAGCACCCCAACGGAUGCGAAGUCGGCGGGACGCAGCAGGUUCGGUGGAUCAAGGGGUAAGCAGGUGCAGGAAGAAGUGGAGGAGACCCAACGGGAGGAGGUCCAAGUGAAGGCGAAGCCUUACCGCAGAGGAUAG
Dufourea novaeangliae is the source of this 627-nucleotide messenger RNA. RefSeq lists its product as uncharacterized. The transcript has 5 exons. The record is from RefSeq and is a predicted model, not a curated record. NCBI's taxonomy places the organism in Eukaryota, Metazoa, Arthropoda, Insecta, Hymenoptera, Halictidae. Bases 1 to 627 code for a protein of 208 amino acids.